This is a messenger RNA of Metarhizium robertsii ARSEF 23, 30666 nucleotides long. RefSeq names its product nonribosomal peptide synthase. Gene Ontology annotation, cellular component: cytoplasm. Lineage: Eukaryota; Fungi; Ascomycota; Sordariomycetes; Hypocreales; Clavicipitaceae. Gene Ontology annotation, molecular function: phosphopantetheine binding; catalytic activity. Gene Ontology annotation, biological process: secondary metabolite biosynthetic process; amino acid activation for nonribosomal peptide biosynthetic process. The transcript is spliced from 4 exons. The record is from RefSeq and is a predicted model, not a curated record. The coding region runs from base 1 to 30666 and encodes 10221 amino acids.
AUGUCCGCAAUUGCACAAGAUGAGGUGCAAGAUUCCUCACCACCGCACCACGACGUGCCCCAACAUGCUGCUACUACUGCCGCUACUCCCCAAGAUCUUCAACUCAUUUGGAAAUGGAACGAGGCUGUUCCAGAGACGGUGGACGGCCGCGUCCACGAUCUCAUCACGCAGAGGGCACAAUUGCAGCCCGACGAGCAGGCUAUCUGCGCUUGGGACGGAAACUGGAGCUAUCGCGAGCUUGAUGAGCGCUCAACUAAUCUGGCACACCGACUCGUCCACAUGGGCAUCGGCCCUGACAUCAUUGUUCCCCUCUGUUUCCCAAAGUCAAAAUGGACCCCGAUUGCGAUGCUUGCUGUCAUGAAGGCCGGUGGUGCAUCAGUCGUUCUCGAAACAAGUCUACCCAGCGACCGGCUAUAUAGCAUUGUGCAACAAGUCGAACCGAUUUUAAUACUUUCCUCCUCUAUGACCACUGAGCUUGCCGCGCAGCUCACCCCACGGCCAGUCAUAAUUGUCGACGAGGCCAGCACCACCCCCGAUGUCACUAGCAUAUUGCCAGAGGUACAGCCACGGAACAUUCUCUACCUUGUCUUCACUUCUGGCAGUACCGGUACCCCCAAGGGCACUGUAAUUACCCACUCCAACUUUUGCAGCGCGAUUCACCACCAGCGGGCCAUAUUAGGCUACUCCAGUUCCUCGCGAGUGUACAAUUUCACUAAACACUCCUUUGAUGUAACUUGGUCUGAUUUCAUCUUCACUCUGACUGCGGGUGGCUGCCUCUGUAUUCCCUCUCAACAAGACGCCAUGAGCAACCUCGCUGGCUCAAUACUGGCAUAUAACGCAAACUUCAUAAAUAUCACACCAUCAGUUGGCAGCAUGAUACGGCCAUCCGACCUCAAAGGCACAUUAAAGCAAGUAGUUUUCGCCGGUGAGGCUUUGCCAAGCCAUCAGGCUCUGGAGUGGGCACAACAUACCCGCGUCAUUAAUUUGUACGGCCCGGCCGAAUGUACAGUCGGGAUUACUCUGGCUGUGAUAAAUGAUAUUGCCAAUAUAGACUCCUCUUCCGCCACUAUCGGCCACGGUAUUGGUUCGUGCAGCUGGAUUGUCGACCCGUCCUGUCAUGAUAGCCUGGUGCCUGUUGGAGCCGUUGGAGAAUUGCUAACGGAAGGACCAGUUGUGGGAGCUGGAUAUUAUAGAAAUGCUGAGAAAACAGCUGCAGUGUUCAUCGAAAACCCAAAAUGGCUGUUGGAUGGACCGCCAGGAGGCUCGGGACGGCCGGGACGAUUAUAUAAGACUGGUGAUCUUGUACGAUAUGAGGCGAAUGGACAACUUGCUUACCUGGGCCGAAAAGACCUGCAAGUUAAGAUUAAUGGCCAGCGUGUGGAACUGGGUGAUAUUGAACAUCAUGUGCGGGCGCAUCUCGCCGAAAGCACGGAUGUAGGGGUGGCUGCCGAGCUCGUAGCUCCGCGUGACAGCGAUAGACCUCUACUCACUGCCUUCCUGCAAAUAUCAACACCAGCUGCCAGACAAGGUAGAGACGGGCUGGAAGGGGAGUUGAGGAGAGUCAUCGAUGGACUCAACAAUCGAUUAGCCGCCCAAAUACCGGCAUAUAUGAUCCCUUCUGUUUACAUCCCACUGGAGGUCUUUCCGAAGAAUGCCAAUGGCAAAAUGGAUAGACGGAAACUGAGAGAAAUGUGUGAAACCUCUUCAAUGCAGGAGCUCAUGGCCUGGGGCUCGCCUCUUCCCGAGAAGAAAGAGCCAACCACGCGCAUGGAAUUCCGUCUACAAGGCCUCUGGUCUUCUGUUCUUGGCCUUGAUAUCAGCAACAUCGGUGUCAACGACAGCUUUUUGCGACUAGGCGGGGAUUCUAUUGCAGCCAUGAGAUUAGCUGGAGCCGCGCGAGAGCAUGGUCUGUCGCUUACUGUCGCCGACAUCUUCAACCACUCGGUACUGCAGGACAUGGCAGGUGUCGUUGGCGAGCUUCCCGCAACUAGCAGCUUCAUCCAGCCUUACGAAUUACUGAAAGACCAUACUGAGGUGGCAGUUAUGAGAAGCCAAGUUGCUGGCGCCUGCGGAGUCAACGCAGCUGAGAUUGAGGACGCCUUUCCCUGUACACCACUCCAAGAGGGUUUAAUCGCCCUGACAGCAAAGAAUCCAGGCGACUACGUCUCUCGUCAUGUAUUCCAGCUGCAACCCACAGUGGAUAUUAAACGUCUCAAGAGGGCGUGGGAGGAGGUUGUUGCGAUGACACCUAUUCUUCGGACACGUAUUGUCAACCUUAACCAACAAGGGCUGGUGCAGGUAGUCCUAAACCAGCCCGUAAAAUGGGCGUCCAAGGGUGGCGAAAUGGACCUUGCGAAAUAUCAGAAAGAGGAUGGGGAGCUUACCACAGGCCUGGGUACGCCCCUGGCUCGGUUUGCACUAUUAGAAGAGUCGUACGGUGAGGAGGUUAGCCGGUUUUUUGUGUGGACGAUACACCACGCGCUUUACGACGGGUGGUCUAAGCCGCUUCUUUUGGAGCGGCUUGCUCAAGCCUAUGCCGGCGAGGGAACGCUACAGACCUCGCCUCAAUUCCAGGGCUUCGUAAGACAUAUCUUGGGCAUGCGGCAAGACGAGGCGACCAAGUUCUGGCUUACCCAAUUUGAGGGUUCUGAGGCGCAGACCUUUCCGAACCUGCCGUCGCCGCGCUAUCAGCCGAGAUCUGAUAAGAUGCUGACGCACGCCAUCAGUGAACUACAGUGGCCGAAGAUGAUGGGCGUGACUGCGUCGACCAUGUUGCGAGCUGCCUGGGCUAUCAUCACCUCAUGUUAUACCAAUGCUAACGAGACCGUGUUUGGUGUCACGGUGAGUGGUAGGCAGGCAGCCUUGCCGGGCGUAGAGCAGAUGACGGGCCCAACCAUCGCGACGGUGCCUGUCCGGAUUGUUCUAGACAAGCGAAAGACUAUCCAAGAGCUGCUUCUUCAAAUCCAGACACAGGUCGUUGACAUGACGGCGUUUGAACAGACUGGUCUGCAGCGGAUUCGGCGAAUCAGCCCCGAGGCUGAGAGAGCCUGUGACUUCCAAACGUUGCUCGUCAUCCAGCCAGCUGCGGACCAGAAAGAAAAGGCCACCCAUGAUAGUCUUUUCGCGCCCCACAGUGAUAAUGAUCACUGGUCCCUCGAUGACGAAAUGGCAGAAUUCCGCACGUAUCCGUUGUCCCUGGAAUGCUACCUUGAAGAUCAAGGCGUCGUCUUGCUGAGCAGAUUCGACUCUGCCGUGCUGAAUGACGACCAAGUAGCCAUUCUGGUGAGGCAGCUCGAACAUGUUGUCCGCCAGCUAUGUAGUGCUGAAUCUGCUGAGGCAAAGCUGGAAGACAUCCUCUUGGUCGGUCAGGAGGACCUCCAGCAAAUGUGGCACUGGAACUCGGUAGUGCCCGAUACUGCCGAUGGUGUCGUUCACGAUCUAAUCACCAUGAUGGCGAAGCAGCAGCCAGAGGCACAGGCCGUGUGCGCGUGGGAUGGCGAAUGGACGUACCGCGAGCUUGAUGAGUUAUCGACCCGCCUGGCUCACCACCUCGUCACUCUAGGGGUCGGCCCAGAGGUCAUCGUCCCGCUGUGUAUUGAGAAGUCAAAGUGGAUGCCCGUGGCCAUGAUGGCCGUAAUGAAGGCUGGGGGUGCGUCAGUCGCCGUCGACUAUGCGCAGCCGGAGGAUCGACUCAACAGCAUCGUGAAGCAGACCAAAACACCAACACCGACGACAAAAACACAAACAAUUCCAUCACUGACAUCAACCGCCGCGGCAGAAACACCGCUGCCCGUUGUCAAUCAAUCCAACACGCUCUAUGUCGUCUUUACAUCUGGCAGUACUGGCGCCCCCAAGGGCGUCGUCGUCACUCACGCAAACAUCACUAGCGCCAUUCGACAUCAGCGUGAAACCUUAGGAUUCACUAGGCAAUCACGAGUCUACGAUUUUGCAUCGUACAUGUUUGAUGUGGUCUGGUGCAAUCUUCUUCAGGGCCUCUCUGCCGGAGGCUGCAUCUGUAUUCCAAGUAACGAUGAUCGCCGCAACGACCCUCUUGGCGCCAUCAUUCGUCUUGGCGCCAACACGGCCAUCUUCACGCCGUCCACCAUUCGCGGGCUUGACUUGCAGUCUCUCAAAGGCUUGCGCCAUGUACACUUCAUUGGCGAAGCUCUCUCAGCUGACGAUGUUGGCGGCUUGCAUCCGGAGAGCGCCGUGACCAACUUGUACGGCCCUACGGAGUGUACAACGUUUAGCACUGCCCAACAAGUCACCACCAACAAAGCUUCAAAUUCCGACGAACGUCAACGCAUAGGUAUCGGCCUAGGCCUGGGUCUGCGCACAUGGCUGGUGCAGCCGUUUGAUCACUCCAAGCUUGUCCCUCUGGGAUGUGUCGGUGAGCUUCUGCUGGAAGGCCCUCUCGUGGCGGCCGGCUACCUUGGGGAGGAGGAAAAGACCGCGGCCGCCUUUAUCAACGACCCAGCCUGGCUCUUGGACGGAACUCCCAAUCACUCCGGCCGCCACGGACGUCUGUACAAGACUGGAGAUCUUGCACGAUAUGAUGCAGAUGGAACCCUGAUGUUCCUUGGGAGAAAGGACUCGCAGGUCAAGAUAAAUGGUCAGCGUGUGGAACUGGGCGACGUUGAGCACCACAUCCAGUCCAGCAUUUCACACAGACAGGACGUAAAUGUUGUAGCAGAGGUUAUGAAGCCCAGAGACACUAGCAAUUCGAUCCUUGUAGCCUUCAUCCAAGUUGACAUCGCGUCUGAGCCCAGAGAUGAAAAAGCUAUGCAGAAUGAACUCGCAAAAAUUACAGCUGGACUUGCCGACAGACUUCUGGCACGGGUGCCGGCUUACAUGGUCCCAUCGGCUUACAUUGCACUCAACGAAAUCCCCGUCACGCCAACUGGCAAGAUUGAUCGCCGCAGGCUCCGCGCCAUUGGUCAACAGUGGACUCUCGAGAGCCUCGUGAGAACCAACUUGCCCUUGUCUUCCGAGCGACCACAGCCCUCUACCGUUACCGAGAAGCGCUUGCAGAGUCUCUGGGCGGCUGUUCUAGGCUUAAAUGCCGACAGUGUUGCUGCAGACGAUAGUUUCUUGCGCAUAGGAGGCGAUUCUAUUGCGGCCAUGAGGCUUGUGGCGGCAGCUCGUGAGCAGAAUCUUACCCUCUCGGUGGCCGAUGUGUUCCAGCACCCGCUGCUGAGCGACUUGGCUACCGUAGUUUGUGAAGAAGCUGUCGGUACUAGCGGCAAAAACGCCCAUCAAAAUGAGCCGUUUACGCUUCUAAACUCAGGAGAGGACCUCGAAUCUCUCAAGGAGCAAAUCGCAGCUAAGUGUAAUGUCGAGGCGAGGCAAGUUACCGAUGCGUUUCCCUGUACACCACUUCAGGAGGGCUUGCUUGCUUUGACUGCCAAGCGACCUGGCGAUUAUGUUGCGCGAUUCAUCUACCCACUCCUGCCCAGUGUAAGCCCUGAACAGUUUUUUAAAGCCUGGGAGGCUGUUGUUUCCGCAACGCCCAUCCUACGGACUCGAAUUACAGAUCUCGGUGAGCGUGGCUUAGUUCAGGUCAUUGUCGACGGACCUAUUAGUUGGUCUCGGAAGGAUGAAUUAAUGAGCCUCAAAGAUUACGAAAUGGUUGACAGGCAGCUCACCACCGGCCUGGGCACACCUAUGACACGAUUCGCUGUGCUUCAAGACCCAGUUGAUGGCAGUCGGUUCUUUGUCUGGACCAUUCAUCAUGCUCUCUACGACGGCUGGUCGAUUUCCUUAAUGCUGAAUAAGCUUGAAGACGCGUAUUCUUUGAAUGAAGGCAGCGCCCUCCCUUUCUCCCCUCCCCUUCAAACCUUUGUCAACCAUAUCAUGGACAUUGACCAGAGUAUCGUCGCCACGUACUGGGGCGAGCAAUUUCAGGGUUCUGAAGCUCAGAUUUUCCCGUCACUUCCGUCUGUCACGUACCAGCCAAUGUCAAACGCCUUCAUCAAGCAUCGUAUCCAGGAAUUAAAAUGGCCAAAGUCUGAUGUAACGCCCUCCAUGGUGAUACGGGCAGCAUGGUCACUUUUGGCUACAAAGUAUACCGAUAGCUCUGAUACUGUUUUCGGUGUCACUGUUUCUGGACGACAGGCUAGAGUACUUGACGUUGAGCGAAUUAUUGGGCCGACAAUUGCUACAGUUCCUGUGAGAGUCGCUUUUGAGUGGACAGAGAUGACUGCAGAGCAACUCUUACGUCAAGUUCAGGCCCAAGCAGUGGAGAUGACGGAGUUUGAACAGACGGGACUGCAACGCAUCCGCCGCGUAAGUGCGGAAGCUGAAAGAGCGUGUGGAUUCCAGACUUUGCUCGUUGUGCAUCCCGUUGAGGAUGAGGAAGAGAAGAAUACGAGUAGCCGCUGGUUUAUUAGCAGACGGGAUGAAAACGGAGAGGACGACACUAAUGUGACUGAGUACGACACCCACGCUCUGACAAUCGAGUGUAGUUUGGAACGCCAGGGGCUGAGACUGCGUAUUGCGUACGACGCCAACAUCCUGGACGUUCAACAUGUUAAGAGACUGGCUACCCAGCUUGAGCAUAUUAUUCGACAACUGUGCGCCCCCGAAAAUGCUAGCAAGAGUCUGUCCAGCAUAGACAUGGUGAGUGCCCAAGACAUGCGGGAUAUUUGGGAAUGGAACGACACCUGCCCUGAAGCUCUUGACGCUUGCCUUCACGAUAUGAUUUCGAAGACAGCUCGGAUUCUUCCGGAUGCGUUAGCCGUGAACGCCUGGGAUGGUGAUUUCACUUAUCGCGAGUUUGACGAUUUAUCUACUCGUCUUGCCUACUAUCUCGUUUGUAUUGGCGUCGGCCCCGAGACUAUUAUUCCCCUUUACUUUGAAAAGUCUAAGUGGACCCCAAUUACAAUGCUGGCUGUUAUGAAAGCAGGUGGCGCAUCGGUUUUGAUGGACUCGUCCCAACCGCAGGAUCGUCUUCGAGCCAUCAUCGACCAGAUCAAGCCUGUUGUGGUGGUAUCCUCUUCGAGCAAUGCGGAGCUGGUAAGCAAACUCACGAACACACCGAUUAUUAUUGUGAGCAGCAAACAUUUAGAGCGAAUUUGCGGCGAAAAACUUCUUGAACGGCUUCCCCAGGUCCAGCCGUGGAAUAAAGCAUACCUGAAUUUCACGUCGGGCAGUACCGGUACACCCAAGGGUGCCAUACUCACCCACGCCAAUGUGUGCAGCGCCGUACGUUAUCAGCAGCUUGCCCAGGGAUAUACCCCUGAUGCCCGAGUCUACGACUUUACCUCGUACGCUUUUGAUACAGCAUGGAACAACUUCAUGCACACCUUUACGAUUGGUGCCUGCUUGUGCAUCCCAUCCGAAAGUGAACGUAGAGACGACCUGGCAGGAUCCAUCGAGCGAUUCAAGCCUACAAUCCUCGACAUCACCCCAUCUGCCGCGACGACCUUACAGCACAGCACCAUUCAGUCUCUGCGCACGUUAAUUCUAGGUGGUGAGAGGCUAUCUGCAGAGUAUUCCGAAAGAUGGAGAGCACUCGUUGACUUGAAGCUAUGCUACGGGCCGUGUGAGUGCACACCCACGGCAACCGUUGCCACUAUUGAUCGCAGUAUUCACAGCGAACCGACGAUUGGACGUGGGAUUGGCAUUCUGUGUUGGAUUGCCGAUGCCAAUAAUCAUAAUAUACUUGUUCCAAUUGGCGCAACUGGUGAGCUUGUCCUAGAAGGCCCUCUUGUCGGCAAUGGCUAUCUAGGCGACGAAGCAAAGACCAGUGCAGGCUUCAUUCAUAACCCUCCGUGGCUACUACGUGGCAGAGCUGGAAAGCCUGGACGUAAUGGUCGCCUUUACAAGACUGGUGACCUCGUGAGAUACAACUCUGAUGGUACUCUUUCAUAUAUCGGCCGAAAGGAUGCUCAGGUCAAGAUAAACGGUCAGCGAGUCGAGCUUGGUGAAGUCGAGAAUCACAUGGCUCGUCAUCCACUUACGCGCCAGUCUGCGUCCUUAUAUCCUCACUCAGGCCCUUGCGCCAAGAAGUUGGUAGGAGUCUUUAGUUUGGAGGGCAUUCAUAGGGAUGACAAUUCCCCCCCUAUCGAACUUGUUGGCGCAGAUGGUGCCACUGCUGUUCAGGAGCACAUUCACGCGUUACAGAGUCUGUUAGGUGAGGCUCUGCCCUCAUACAUGAUCCCAUCUAUUUGGGUGGCUCUUAAAGACAUUCCUUUGAAUCCUUCAGGCAAGCUUAAUAGGCGUGCUGUUGAGGACUGGCUGCUCCGUAUGGACUCGGAAACGUUUGCCAGAAUCAACAAUACGGGCCUCUCACCUGCAGCCCGUAAGCCUGAGACAGACUCUGAGCGUAUCCUUUGUGACGCUUGCAGCGUUAUUCUGAAUACCCCCCUUUCCGAGAUAAACCUACAACGCUCCUUUGUUGCCAAUGGCGGCGACUCCAUCUCGGCCAUGCGUCUCUCGUCCUAUUGUCGCGUCGCCGGCCUUAUCUUCUCAGUAAGCGUGCUGCUAAAAAGCAAAUCGCUUGCCGAUGUGGCCCAGCUAUCUACAAUUGCCACGGAUGCUACAGUCAGUCGCAGCAAGGAAUAUAGAGAGGACUUUGACAAGGCCUUUACGCUGUCGCCUAUUCAGAAAUGGUUUUUUGCCCAAACACCUUCUGAAGAUGUCACCAAGGAGGACUACUAUUGCAAUCAGGGGUUCUACGUGAAGGUUUUUCGCCCCGUCUUGACCAAACAUGCCUCUCUGGCCAUUGAUAUGAUUGUCAAUCGGCACUCUAUGCUUCGCGCUCGGUUCGAACGUUCCAAGAGCGGUUGGAUGCAGCGUGUUCCUAAACCAAUUGAUGCUGUUUAUCAUUUUGGCUCUUCAGAUGCCCAGUCUAUACAUGAAAUCAAGGCAAGCACGACCAAGAUCCACAAAAGCCUAGAUAUUGAACGUGGUCUAGUUUUCGCAGCAGACCUAUACAAUUUACCAUCUGGAGAUCAAUAUCUAACACUUAUCGCACACCACUUGGUCGUUGAUCUUGUUUCGUGGCGUAUCAUACUAGAUGACCUUGAGACCUUGCUUACUGGGAAGAAAACCUUGGAUAGCUUUCCCUUCCAGGUCUGGAGCGAGUUGCAAACCAGCGAGGCUCAGUCCUCUAAAUUCGCGCCGGAUAGAGUCCUCUCUACUAAAAACGUGCACAAUAACCACACAUUCUGGAACUUCACCGAACAUACCUCAAAUACUGCCACAGACCACAUUGAAAAGAAGCUGGAAGUAGAUAAGGCUACGACAGCCCUGCUACUAAAGGACGCCAAUACUGCAUUCAAUACUGAGCCUAUUGACUUAAUUCUUUCCUCUAUUUGGGAUGCCUUUUUUUAUGUAUUCCCUGAACGAGAGGGCCUUUCUAUUUUCAACGAAGGCCAUGGCCGCGAACCUUGGACAACGGAUGUUGACUUGUCCCGCACUGUUGGCUGGUUCACGACAAUCAGUCCUAUCCACAUUUCUCGCAGCGAUGGAGACAGCCGUGCUAAUAUCACAAGGCUAGUCAAGGAUGCACGGAGGCGGCUACCCGCUAACGGAUGGGCCUACUGGGUAUCAAGACACCUAAACGACCAAGGCAUAGCGGCCUUUGAGUCUCAUGCUUCAACAAUGGAACUGCAAUUUAACUAUCACGGCCAGUUUCAGCAGCUAGAGCGUUCUGACUCUCUCUUUGAAGUGGUCAACUUUGAUGAUAGCGUAUCGCAAGUUGGGCCGUUGCUACCAACAUCAGUUUUAUUCGAUAUUAACGUUGUCAUUGAAGCUGGGAUAACCAAGUUCUCUUUCUCCUGGAACCGACAUCUCGCUCAUCAAGACUUAAUUCAGGCGUGGGUAGAACAGAUUAAUACCUCGCUGCAAGCGAUCUGCUUUGAGCUCUCCAACAGGCGUCCCGAGCGCACUCUUUGCGAUUAUGAAUUUCUCAACCUUGACUACAGAGGACUUGACGAGCUGCAUGGUAACGUUUUAAGCCGUAUUGAGGCUCUUAAUGACACGCAAGUCGAAAAUAUCUACCCAUCUUCUCCCAUGGUGGAUGGAAUUCUUCUCAGUCAAAUGAAAGGGACAGGCUCAUACGAAACUUCCCAAACAUGGGAAAUACGGCCUCGUGGAUCUCUCGUAAUUAAUGUCGGCGCUUUAGCUGAUGCAUGGCAAGCCGUCGUCGCUCGACACCCCUCUUUACGAACCGUCUUUAUUCAUAGUAUGGAUGCAUCUGCUGCGUUCAACUCUGUUGUGCUCAAGUCCUGCCGUGGGGAUGUUGUCCUUGUCGAAAGCAACAGCCUCGAAUCAGCACUUGAAAUAUUUAAGGAACUCCCGAGCAUUGACUACACACAGGAUAAGCCGGCCCAUAGAUUGGUGCUGUGCACUAUAUCCGGUGAUAAUCGCGUCAUUUGCAAGAUUGAAAUGAGCCACGCUAUUUCCGACGGCGCUUCAACAGCUAUCACGAUGCAGGACUGGGCCAAAGCCUACUCAGGCGAACUAAAUGUUGAGGAGCUCAGGAGCAUUAGCCACGGGUUUUCUCAGACCCUUAUGUCCGUGUCCAAGGCUGACAGGAUGGCUUACUGGACGAAGAAACUAUCUGCUAUGGAGCCUUGCCACUUCCCAAGACUGGCCGAAGCCAUGUCGACGGCUGAUAAGCAUGCUACCGGAGUGGCUACCUUGGAACUCGGUGAUGAAACUUUCCACCACAUUCAGCAAUUCUGCGAAGCUCAGUCAAUCACACCUGCCAGCUUGUUUCAGAGCGCCUGGGCUCUUACCCUAUCUGCCUACACAGGUUCUGACUCAGUCUGCUUUGGAUAUCUUUCGUCUGGCCGAGAUUUUCCUGUUAAGGGUAUUAUGGAGUCUAUCGGUGCGUUUGCUAACGUCAUGAUAUGUCGUACCAAUAUAUCUCGAGAAUGGAGUGGGCAGGACUUGAUCAGUCAUGUCCACAAUCAAGUCUUGGAGGACCUUGGCUUCCAGCAUUGCUCUAUUGCUGAUAUCCAGCACGAGCUAGGCCUACCCUUCGGCCAGAAUCUCUUUAAUUCUAUUAUAUCCUUCCAAAGGGAUAGUGAUAGCUUAUCUGAAGGCAUGGUGACGGAAGAUCUGGUGUUUGCUGACCUUGAAUGGGAAGAUCCGACCGAAUAUGACAUCACAAUCAGCAUCAGACACACUGACACUUUGGUCUGCUUCACAGUUGAUCACCGACUAUCUUGCGUAUCCAAUGAUCAGGCGCGGAGUGUUGUUUCGCUUCUAGAAAAGGUGGUCAAAUUCCUCGUUAGCGAUGGCAGAGCCGGCUCCGCAGCUGUCAACAAACCACAAAAUCAACUGUCUGCAAUGGAGAACAUCAGUGAGAGAGAUUUGCAAGACAUUUGGGGGUGGAACAAAACAGUACCUGAAGCGGUUCAUGGACUGGUACAUGAUAUUAUUGCGAAGGUGGCCCAGAAAAACCCUUAUGCCUCCGCUAUCUGUGCCUGGGAUGGCGAUUUAAGCUAUACUGAGUUGAAUGGUAUUGCUACUAAACUCGCGCAUCAUUUGGUUACUCUGGGCAUUGGGCCAGAUGUCGUUGUACCUUUAUAUUUUGAGAAAUCAAAAUGGAUGCCUGUCGCGAUGCUUGCUGUUAUGAAAGCAGGCGGUGCGUCCGUAGCUCUAGAUAGAACUCUUCCAGAGGAACGUCUACGCAGCAUUAUUCAGCAGGUCAAUCCUGUAGUCAUUCUGACAUCAGCGGCAAAUGAGGAGAUGGCAAAGCGUCUUGCAGACUGUGUCACGGUGCCUGUGAGCGAGGCUCAUCUUGCGAAGUUAAGCACGUCCUCCACUUCCCUACCGGAUGUCAAGCCGAUCAAUAGGUUGUAUAUCGUCUUCACAUCUGGCAGCACUGGAGUUCCCAAGGGCGUGGUAAUCACCCAUUCUAAUUUUUGUAGCGCUGUUCGCUACCAACAACAAGCUUUAGGUUUUAAGAGCACAUCGCGCGUGUACGAUUUCGUCAAGUAUGCCUUUGAUGUCACUUGGUCUAACUUUUUGCACACUAUGACAUCGGGCGCCUGCUUGUGCAUCCCUUCGGAAUACGAGACUUCUAAUAAUAUCACUGGCUCCUUGAUAUCAUAUAGAGCAAAUUUUGCCGAUUUAACACCAUCCGUCGCAAGCACUCUGCGCCCAGCCGAUCUCACCACUCUGGAUCACUUGCUUUUUAGUGGUGAGGCAUUGACAACCCAUCUUGCUGCACAGUGGGCUGAACAGGCGACUGUCUUAAACACCUAUGGUCCUGCAGAGUGCAGUGUUAAGGCAACCUUCGCUAUGGUGGGCAAAGCUGAUGCGUCUGCUGCUAGCAUAGGCUCAGGAUUUGGCAUGUGCACCUGGGUUGUGCAUCCCACUAACCAUAACAUGCUUGUGCCAAUUGGCGUCGUUGGUGAACUUCUACUUGAAGGGCCUCUUGUCGGCGCAGGGUACCUGGAUGAUGCUGCAAAAACCCAAGACGCCUUUAUCGAAAACCCGGCUUGGCUCGUUGACGGAGCGCGGGGGCGCAGAGGGCGGCUAUAUAAGACAGGGGACUUGGUGCGAUAUAAUAUUGACGGAAGCAUGACCUUUAUAGGCCGCAAGGAUGCUCAGGUUAAAAUUAAUGGCCAGCGAUUAGAACUUGGCGAUGUUGAGCACCACGUCUGCAAUAAUAUCGCCUACCACGCGCCGGUCCGGGUCUUUGCUGAAGUUAUCAAGCCUCAGCAAAGCGACAAAUCCAUACUCAUGGCAUUUAUUCAUGUCGAGGACGGGCCAGCAAUGACUACUUCGCAACGCGCCAAGCAGACUGGCAAGAUUACAGCUGGCCUGAACGAGAGACUCUCUACACAAAUUCCUAGUUAUAUGAUACCGUCCGCUUACCUAUUACUGGAUGAGGCUCCCAUGACGGCAACCGGCAAGACUGACCGUCGACGACUACGCGAAAUUGGCCAGCAGUUGACAUUCGAAGAAAUCAUGGCGCUCAACUAUAAAAGCGGAGAGUAUAAACGUCCCACAAGUACCAUGGAGAGACGUUUGCAAAGUCUGUGGGCCUCCGUGCUUGGUGUUAGGGAGGACUCUAUCAGCGCGGAUGAUAGCUUUCUUCGGAUUGGAGGUGAUUCUAUCGGAGCUAUGAAGUUGGUAGGCAUCGCUCGGGAGGAGGGACUUGCACUUACCGUCACCAAUAUCUUCAAGCAGCCUAAGCUAUGCGAUCUGGCAAAGGUUGUUAGGCAGGUCUCUCGUGCUGACUGCGAGAUCAUCCAGCCAUUCUCGCUGUUGAAAUCCGGUACUGAUUCUGAGGCGGCUCGGGACCAGGUUGCCAAAUUGUGCCAGAUUGACAUCAGCUCAAUCGAAGACAUCUUUCCCUGCACCCCACUACAAGAAGGGCUUCUUGCAUUGACAGCUAAGAGAGCUGGUGAUUACGUUGCUCAGUAUGUGCUGCCUCUACAAAAGACGACCGAUGUCAGUCGUUUCAAAAGAGCUUGGGAAGCUGUGCUACAGAUGACUCCUAUUCUGCGCACCCGAAUCGUUGACCUCCCGGGCCAAGGCCUAGUACAGGUUGUGCUUAAGGAAAAUGCGAGUUGGUCUGAGUGCUCAAGCGUGAGCGAGUAUCAGCAAGCAGAUCAGAAACUUGUCAUGGGUAUGGGCAAGCGUCUUGUCCGAUACGCUGUCACCGAUGUACCUGAUUGCCACCAGCGUUUCGUCUUUGUAUGGACCGUACAUCACGCGCUCUACGAUGGAUGGUCCAUGCCACGUAUCAUGGAGAGGUUAGAGCAGGCUUACAAGGGGGACGUGGUUCUCCGGCAGGCUCCUCCAUUCCAGCGUUUUGUUAAACACAUUAUUAAUAUCGACGAGGAGCUUGCCAAGCAGUUCUGGCAAGCGCAGUUUGAAGAAUCGGAGGCACAGGUAUUUCCUGUGCUACCAUCACCCACGUAUCAGCCAACUGCAAAUUCGUCCACCACCCAUUAUAUCGAUUCCCUACACUGGCCCAAGACCGAUAUCACCGCGUCCACUGCCAUCCGCACAGCGUGGUCCAUCCUAGCUGCCAGAUACACAAACUCUAAUGAUGUGGUCUUUGGCGUCACAGUGAACGGUCGGCAUGCCGCUGUGCAUGAAGUAGACGAAAUGACAGGCCCUACUCUCGCAACCGUGCCUGUCCGAGUGGCCUUUGAUUGGGAGCAGACGGUUGAAUCAUGCCUCUGCCAGAUUCAGGAGCAAUUGGUAGAAAUGGCUGCGUUUGAACAGACAGGCCUGCAGAGAAUCCGCCAAAUUGGCGUCAAGGCCAAACAGGCCUGUAACUUUCAGACGCUUUUGCUGAUACAUCCCCCCGAAGAGGCUGUGCAGCUCGAAACCGAGAUUUUUGCUUGCAAAGACCAAGACAAUGAUGAUGAUGAUGAGGAGAAUCAACUCGCCCAAUUCGACACACAUGCCCUUACCAUUGAAUGUGACUUGGCACACCACGGCAUGACUUUGAGGUUUGAGUUUGAUAACAGCAUUAUGAGUAAACGUCAAAUCGAAAAACUGGCUGGCCAGAUUGAGCACGUCCUGCGACAGUUGUGCGACCCAGAACAAGGAAAGAUGCGGCUCACAGAUAUUGAGACGGUUAGCAAGGAAGACCUCAAAGACAUUUGGGGGUGGAAUGCUACUGUGCCGGAGACCGUGAAGACCCCGGUUCACGAAAUAGUCAUGGCCAUGUGCCAGAAACAACCUGCAGCUCCUGCAAUUUGUGCGUGGGAUGGUGACUGGAAUUACGGACAACUAGACGAUCUAUCGUCGCGCUUAGCUCAUUACCUCCGACAUCUUGGGGUGGGCCCCGAAGUCAUUAUUCCUCUGUGCUUCGAAAAAUCAAGAUGGAGUCCUAUUGCGAUUCUUGGUGUCAUGAAGGCUGGAGGGGUUUGUGUGACCAUGGAUUCGAACUUACCCGAGGAUCGCCUCGCCAGCAUUGUGCGGCAAGUCAAGCCAACACUAAUCCUUUCAUCCUUGGCAAAAAAGGGCCUGGCUACGCAGUUGUCGACCGGUAAGCCAGUGCUCGUCAUUGAUGAGAAGUUAUUUCUUUCUCCAGACACGCCGGCAUUGGAGCCCCUGCCAAAGGUGCAGCCUUCCAACACGCUUUACAUUGUUUUUACCUCCGGCAGUACUGGCACACCCAAAGGCGUGCGCAUCACGCAUUCCAACUUUAGCAGUGCUAUGCUGCACCAGCAUAGUGCUCAUAACUUUGACAGCAUAGCGAAUCCGCGGGUCUAUGACUUCGCAUCAUGUGCCUUCGAUACAUCUUGGCAGAAUAUGCUUGCCACGUUUGACUGUGGUGGAUGUUUGUGCAUUCCGUCAGAAGCCGAGCGGCGCGAUGACCUAGCUGGUUCUAUCGAACGCUUUGGAAUUACUCAUAGUGAGCUCACACCUUCUGCUGCCAUGGUGCUGCCUCUGUCAACGCUCAAGAAUCUGGAUACCUUGGUGCUUGGCGGCGAGAGACUUCAAGAAGAGUACGCUAAAAGAUGGGCAUCGCUGGUUACCGUAAAGAAUUCAUACGGCCCUAGUGAAUGCACUCCGACCUCUACCGUCGCAGAUGUCGACCCUGUCGAUUUCAACGGAGCAAGCAUCGGUAGAGGCAGAGGUGUUAACACAUGGGUCGUGGACACGACAACUGGCGAUUCUUUAGUGCCGGUAGGAAGCGUUGGCGAGUUGAUGCUCGAGGGACCACUCGUCGGGCCCGGGUAUUUAGGAGAUCCUGAAAAAACUGCCUCUGUCUUUAUCAACAACCCGCCUUGGCUUACUCGAGGAGCUCCGGAACAUGCUGGUCGUGAGGGCCGCUUGUAUAAAACUGGUGACUUGGUCUGCUAUAAUGAGGAUGGCACCCUGACAUUUAUCGGUCGUAAGGAUGCUCAGGUGAAGAUCCACGGUCAGCGCGUCGAAUUAGGCGAUAUCGAAAAUCAUAUUUUGCGCCAUCAUCUUACAAGGCAAUCGGCCUGUCUGCUUCCCAAGACUGGGUUUUGGGCAAACACUCUUGUCAGCGUCUUUAGCAUCCAAAAAAUCCAGCAAAGCUUUGACGAAGUCGAUGCCACCUCGGGUCAACAGACGCCGUCUCUCGCCAGCGACUACAUUGCAACCAUGCAAAGCAUCCUCGAAACCUCGCUUCCUUCCUACAUGAUUCCUACCCGGUGGAUCGCGCUCAAGGAAAUUCCACUCAACCCUUCCGGCAAGCUCAAUCGUAAGCAGGUUGAAAAUUGGCUCACUGAGAUGGAUCAGGAGACGUAUGCCAAGCUUUCUAGCAUUGAUAACAGUUUGGUUUGCCGCGAACCAGAAACCGAGGCGGAACGCGUUCUUCGAGAUGCGUGUAGCCUAAUUUUAAACGUACCAGCCUCUGAGAUUAAUCUUCAGCGCUCCUUUGUAACUAAUGGCGGUGACUCUAUUUCGGCGAUGCGGCUGAGCCCACACUGCCGUUCUAACAAUGUCGUCUUCUCGGUCGCUACCUUGUUAAAGGCUAGGUCUUUGGCUGAGGUUGCUAAGCUCUCCUCAGCAGUGACAAGUCUAAUACUCCCUCGGACCGAAGACUUUGACAAACCGUUCCAUUUAUCGCCAAUCCAGCAAUGGUUCUUCAAUCAGUCGCCCGAUUAUCUUGUUGACAAAGCAGGCCAUUAUUGCAACCAAUCAUUCUACGUCCGGAUCAACCAAGCAGUCAACGUAAAGGAAGUUGGAGUCGCUAUUUCCAAAGUUGUGGAGUUACACUCGAUGCUUCGUGCCCGCUUCCAGAAGCGAGACGAUGUCUGGACCCAGAGCAUCCCACAAGCCACCGAGGCCGUCUACCACUUUGAGGCUAUCAAGCUAAAAUCCAUGAGCGAGAUGCAAUCUCUUGCAGCUCAGCGUCAACAGAGUUUGAACUUUGAACGUGGUCUCGUGUUUUCUGCUGAUCUUUGCGAACUUGAUGCUGGAGAUCAAUACCUGGUUCUCAUUGCACAUCACUUGGUUGUUGACCUUGUCUCUUGGAGAAUAAUCUUGGAAGACCUCGAGACUCUUCUCACUGGCGGAACCUUGUUAGAAAGCCUCCCAUUCCAAAUCUGGAACGACCUUCAAUACCAAGAGGCCAAGAGCUCUAGAUAUGACCCAGACAACGUUUUAUCCACCAGGGGCAUCAGCAACGAUUUGGCCUUCUGGAAUUUUACAUCAGACACUCCGAAUGCAACACAAGACCAUACUGACAAGACAUUUAUAAUUGAUCGGCACAUCACUUCACUCACGUUAAAGGAAGCGAAUAACGCUUUUAAUACCGAUCCCGUCGACUUGCUCUUAUCAGCAGUGUGGGAUGCAUUCUUUCGCACCUUCCCGUCACGAGAUGGCCUCACACUGUUCAAUGAAGGCCACGGCCGUGAGCCCUGGAAUGCUGAAAUUGACCUAUCUCGAACAGUUGGUUGGUUUACCACGAUGAGCCCAAUACAUGUGUUACGAAGCAUCGGUAACAAUCCCGUCAACAUUGUAAGACUCAUCAAGGAUGCAAGACGGAAACUGCCCGCCAACGGAUGGGCCUAUUUUGUUUCUAGGCACCUCAACAUCAAGGGUGUUGAGGUUUUCGGUCCCCACGAUUCUGUCAUGGAGAUGGUUUUCAACUACCAUGGUCAGUUCCAACAGCUCGAACGGGAUCACUCCUUGUUCGACAGCAUAGCCCUUGACGACGUCUCUGACGUGGGGCCAAAUCUACCCGCUUCCUCCCUAUUUAACAUCAACAUGUCUAUUGAGGGCGGACAGACUCAUGUUUCAUUUGCUUGGAAUCGUCACAUCUCAAACCAGGGCCUCAUCCACGAAUGGAUUGACCAGAUAGGGCCUUCUUUGGGGGCCAUCUGUGAGAGCCUUAUAGGUAGGUCUAAUGAACGGACGCUCGUUGAUUAUGAGUUUCUGAGCCUGGACUACACCGCCUUGGAUGGCCUCCAGAACCGGAUCAUUCCAGAAAUCGAAAGCCUCAACGGCACGGAAGUAGAGGAUAUUUAUCCUUGCUCUCCAAUGGUGGAAGGUAUUUUACUGAGCCAAUUGAAAGACGUCGGGUUCUACGAAACAUCUCAGCUGUAUGAGAUCAAACCGCGUGGCUCUCAUGUCAUUAAUAUACGGCAGCUUUCUACGGCCUGGAAAGACGUGAUUGCCCGUCAUCCAUCUCUGCGAAGUAUCUUUAUUGAGAGCCUGGAUCCUGAUAUGGCUUUUAAUCAAGUUGUCCUUAAAGAGAUUCGCGGUGAUGUUGUCCUGCUGGAGAGUGAUGACCUCGAUUCAGCGCGAGCGCUGAUGCAAAACCUUCCCAAGGUCAAGUACCACAAGCUCAAGCCCCCUCAUCGCGUUUCUCUCUGCCAAGUCCACGACACGAAUAGUCUGCUUUGUCAAAUCGAGAUGAGCCACACUAUUACUGAUGGCGCAUCCACCGGGAUCCUCAUCGAAGAUUGGGCAAAGGCCUACAAGGGCGUCUUGGGCAAAGAUGACCUAAUCGAAACGAGUCGAGGAUUCGCACGAGCCUUAACUUCUAGUAUUUCGGAAAGCAAGAGGUCUUAUUGGAAGAAGAAGCUGGCCGGCCUUCAGUCCUGUCUAUUUCCCCAUCUGGAUAAGAUUUCCGAACCCUCAGAAGUGGUAUCCUGGUCAGUGGUAGAGAUAAGCGGCGAAGAAUUUGCUGCUAUGCAAAAGUUCUGCGAGUCUCACUCAAUCACCCCGGCCAGUUUAUUCCACGCAGCCUGGGCACUCACAUUGACGUCAUAUACUGGGACACAUAGUGUUUGCUUUGGUUAUAUUGCUUCAGGCAGAGACCUACCUGUCCCGGAUAUCGGGGAAGCUAUAGGCGCAUACGCCAACAUGAUGGUUUGCCGCGCAGACAUCUCACCUGACUGGAGCAAACAACGUUUCGUUCAAUAUCUCCACCACCAGGUUCUAGAAGAUAUGGGAUACCAACACUGCUCUCUGGCUGAUAUCCAACAUGAUUUGGGCAUUAUUUCUGGACAGCAGCUGUUCAAUACAAUCAUGUCUUUCCAGAAAGAUGUUGAUGAAGUUCAAGAAGGACCCAUUAGCCAAGAACUAGACUUUAUCGAUGAAGAUGGAGAUGACCCUACAGAAUACGAUGUUGCAAUCAGCAUAACCGUCGGUGCUAAGCUUGCGAAGCUAUUCAUCAAUUGCCUGCCAUCGCGAUUCAGCAAUGAGCAGGCCCACCGCAUCGUGUCGCUGUUUAAGACUGCCGUCACCAACCUGAUUGGUGACGACAUUCCCCAGAGCGAUGAGAGUACACUACGCAGCAUCAACCUGGUCAGCGAGGAUGACCUGAAAGAUAUCUGGCAAUGGAACUCAAUCGUGCCUGAGGCUGCGGAUUCAUGUCUUCAUAAUCUGAUCAGAACAACGGCACAAAGACAACCUGAAGCGUAUGCUGUUAAUGCAUGGGAUGGUAACUGGACAUAUGGCCAGCUGGAGCACAAUGCCACGCAACUAGCUUAUCAUCUCGCAGCCCUUGGUGUCGGACCUAAUGCUGUCGUCGCUAUAUAUGUUGAAAAGUCGCGCUGGACGUCGGUGGCUAUGUUGGCGGUCAUGAAACUCGGCGGAGCUUCAAUUAUGAUGGAUUCGUCUCAGUCGGAAAACAUUCUUCGCACCAUCAUGCAGCAAUCAAAGCCAGUGCUGCUACUUUCGUCGAGUUCAACUGCACUGUUCGCAGCCAAGCUUACAGAUCGGCCUAUUCUCGUUGUUAAUAACGAUCUUCUCGAAAUAUUGGCCAAAGCAGCUGCUGUUCCUCUCCCCGUUGUCCAGCCAUCAAAUAUGGCGUGUCUAGUGCUUUCCUCUGGAAGUUCUGGCCCGUCAAAGGUCGCAAUUUUGACACAUGCCAACCUUAGCAGCGCUGUGAAGUACCAGCAAGAUGCUCUGGGAUACAAGCCUAACUCGAGGGUCUACGAUUUCAUGCCAUAUAGCUUUCAUAUAACCUGGGAAAUUUUCACGCACGUAUUUACCAUCGGCGGUUGCCUUUGUGUUCCUUCAGAGUCUGAACAUAAAGGCGCCCUCGCGGAUUCGAUAUCCCGCUGGCAACCCACCAUCAUGAACAUUACCCCGUCAGCCGCUGCCAUGCUUUUGGAUAGCACUGUCCAGUCACUGGAGACGUUAGUAUUAUGCGGCGAACGUCUUUCACCAGAUAUAGCCAAGCGCUGGGCUCCGCUAGUAGACCUAAGGUUUACGUACGGCUGUUGCGAAUGCACCCCAAUAGCUACCGUGGGCAGUGUUCGCCCGGAGGAUGCUGAUGAGCCCAGAAUUGGCAGAGGCGUCGGUAUGAACACAUGGAUUACUGAUACACGAGAUGGUACAACCCUUGUGCCCAUUGGCAGCAUCGGGGAGCUUGUGCUGGAAGGACCAUUGGUUGGCGCUGGCUACCUAGGCGAUACCGAAACAACAGCAGCAGCCCUCAUUCACAACCCACAAUGGCUUAAACGUGGUAGUGGCGAUCCAAAAUACCCAGGCCGCACAGGCCAACUAUUCAGGACCGGUGAUCUAGUCCGUUAUAAUAAGGAUGGCUCCUUGACCUUUAUUGCCCGCAAGGAGGCCCAGGUUAAGAUCCACGGUCAACACGUGGAGCUAGAAGACAUUGAGAAUCACAUGGUGCGCCUGCCCUCGAUACGUCAAGCUGCUUGCCUGGUCCCGAAGUCUGGACCCUUUGCCGAUAAACUUGUCGGUGUCUUUAGUCUCGAUGGGAGCUAUGAGAGCGAUAGCAAUGCCGAUAAUGCUGAACUGCAUCUCAUGGCAAGAGACAAGGCCGAAGAGGUACAAGACAAUAUUUCGUCUCUACAGGCUUUGCUAGACAACUCAAUUCCUGUGUACAUGGUUCCAGAAGUCUGGGUAGCACUGAAGAACAUUCCUGUCGACCAUUCCGGCAAGCUGGACCGCAAGUUGGUUGACAACUGGCUUUCUAACCUUGAUGCGGAGAUGUCUGCCAGAAUUUCGAACGCCAUAUCGUCAGCCAGCAGUCCAGUCACCGCGACAGAGAGGGUGAUUCAAGACGCAUGCAGUCACGUUCUAAACAUUCCUGCCAACCAUAUCAAUAUGCAGCGAUCCUUUAUCGCCAACGGAGGUGACUCUAUAUCUGCAAUGCGUAUUAGCCCGUAUUGCCGCGCCUCUGGUAUUCUAGUGUCUGUUGCGUCACUACUCAGGAGUAAAAAACUCGUCGAUGUCGCCGAGUCUGCAACUGUUGCCAAGGGUCCGUCUCUAUCCCGAGAGGAAGACUUUGACAAGCCUUUCAGCCUCUCACCAAUACAGCAGUGGUUCUUUGCCCAGUCCCCGCCAGACAAGGUAAACACCACAAGCUAUUACUGUAACCAGGCCUUUUAUGUUCAAAUUAAGCGCCCGGUGUCCCCAGAUGGAGUCUCCCUUGCUCUUCGCAAGAUUGUUCAGGAGCACUCUAUGUUAAGAGCACGAUUUCACCUGGAUGAAACGAAGGGUUCCUGGACGCAAUUGAUCCCAAAGCCAAGCGAUGCACUUUAUCAUUUUGCAUCUUUGCAGGCCGACACCCUUCCCGCAGCCCAGUCAAUAAUAUCUCAGCGCCACCAAGAGCUGGAUAUUGAGCGUGGGUUGGUCUUUGCCGCUGACUUGUUCACUCUCCCAUCCAGCGAGCAAUACCUCGCACUCAUUGCUCAUCAUUUAGUUGUCGACUUGGUGUCCUGGCGUAUCAUAUUAGAGGAUUUAGAGUCCCUUCUCAACGGUGGUACGGUCCUCGAAGAGCUACCCUUCCAAGUCUGGCAUAGUCUUCAGAAACAAGAAGCUCAGUCGCCAAACUUUGCGCCUGAGAGGGUCUUGUCCAGCGAGGUUCACAAUGAGCUCGAGUUCUGGAACUACACUCCAACCACCCCCAAUACCUUCGAUGACCAUAUCGAGGAAUCCUUCGAGGUCGACUGUGCGACAACUGCGAUUUUGCUUAAAGAAGCUAAUAAGGCAUUCAAUACCGAGCCAGUUGAUAUCAUUCUGGCGUCGGUUUGGGAUGCAUUCUUUAAGACCUUUAAAAUGCGUAAUGGCCUCACAAUCUUUAAUGAAGGUCACGGCCGAGAGCCAUGGGGGGCUGAAAUCGAUCUAUCCCGAACUGUUGGUUGGUUCACCACAAUGACUCCGAUGCACGUAUCGCGUGAUCACACGAGGAACAACAGUGCGAGAGUCGUCAAGGAUAUUAGAAGGCAAUUACCCUCAAAUGGCUGGGCCUACUUCACCUCGCGCUAUCUCAAUGAUGAGGGUAUCAAGGCCUUUGAGUCUCAUGAUUGUGUCAUGGAAGUGCUUUUUAACUACCAUGGUCAGUUUCAGCAGUUGGAAUCCGACGAGUCCUUGUUUGAGAAUGUCGCAUUCGAUAUUUUCGACGUCGGCAAUGAUCUUCCUGCCUCUGCACUCUUCAGCAUCAAUGCGUCCAUUGAAGGUGGCUUAACCAAAUUUACUUUCUCUUGGAACCGAUACAUCAGCCACCAGGAUCUCAUCCGAGACUGGAUCGCGCAGGUUGCUCCCUCCAUGCAGGCUCUUUGCAACUCCCUAUUGGCCUGCCAGCCCUCGCUCACUAUUUCGGACUACGAAUUCUUGAAUCUAGACUACAAGGGCCUCGAUGAGCUGCAGAAUCGUAUUCUUCCUGCCCUACAGUCUGAAACAGGCACUACCGUCACCGACAUCUAUCCUUGCUCGCCGAUGGUUGAUGGCAUGCUACUUAGUCAGAUAAAGGACCCGGAAGCUUACAAGACGUUGCUCACGUAUGAGUUGAAACACCACAAUAGCCUGCAGCUGCUUAACAUUGACGUACUGGCCAAGGCGUGGCAAGCCGUUGUCGCGCGCCACCCAGCCCUCCGCAGUGUUUUUAUCGAAGGUGUCGACAAGAAGACAGCCUUUGUUCAGGCCGUACUCGAGACAUACCAAGGAGAGAUAAUAAUAUGUGAGGCCGAAAACAGGACAGCGGCUGUGAAUAUGAUUCGGAAAUUACCUUCGGUUGACUACCAGCGGCUCAAACCAGCUCACCGUCUAGUUCUCUGCACGGCUAGGGAUGCCAACACAAUCAUCUGCCAGAUUGAAAUGAGCCACACAAUCGUUGAUGGUGCAUCUACCACCAUAAUGUUAAAUGACUGGUCAAUGGCAUAUAGCGGAAUCUUGGGCACAGAAACUUUAGCGGAGACGAACCGCAACUUUGUCCGGGCUCUCAAGUCCAGUUCUCUGGCCAACAAGAUGGCAUAUUGGAGCAAAAAGCUAGCCGGCCUGGAGCCAUGUCACUUUCCUAUUCUCUCUGACGCGCCUUCUCCUGGAAACUCCAUCGCUAUGGUUAGUACUGAUCUCGACGGCAACGACUUUACACGCAUACAGCGCUUCUGUGAAUCCGAAUCUGUUACCCCUGCGAGCAUAUUCCAAAGUGCCUGGGCGAUAUUGCUAUCAACUUACACUAGCAAUAGUUCUGUGUGCUUUGGAUACAUUGCCUCUGGCCGUGAUCUACCUAUUGAUGGUAUCGCAGAGUCUGUCAACGCUUACGCUAAUAUGAUGAUUUGCCGCACUGAUGUGUCGCGCCAUUGGACUCCGCGGCAGUUUGUUAAGCGUCUUCACGAUCAAGUCCUAGAAGAUCUUGACUUUCAGCACUGCUCUCUUGCUGAUAUACAGCAUGACCUUCGGCUCUCUCCCGGAUACCCAUUAUUUAAUACUAUUGUUUCUUUUCAAAAGGACGAUGCAGACGCCGCAGACGACGUCGCUGUCGCAGAUUUGGUUUUUGUUGACAUGGAUCACGAGGAUCCUACUGAGUACGACAUUUCCUUCGACAUCAGCUAUGGCAAGUCCCAAGUGGCAUUUUCACUCGACUACCGCUUGUCUUGCCUGACAAACGAACAGGCCGAGCGUGUCAUUUCGCUCUUGAGGGUCAUCACCAUGUCAAUUGUUAAUGAAAAGACAGCGUCAGCCACCCUCGCUUCUAUUGACAUGGUUAGCGAAGAAGAUCUUGAGCAGAUAUGGAAGUGGAACUCUGUUCUUCCCGAGAAGGUGGAAGCCUUGGUACACGAUUUAAUAUCCGACACAGCGCGUAAAUUCCCCAACGCCCCGGCCAUCUGUGCCUGGGAUGGCGAUUGGACUUACCAGCAGUUGGAUACCCUUUCCACAAACCUCGCUUACGAAUUAGUAAAACUCGGCGUCGGUCCUGAGCACAUGGUUCCGCUCUGCUUUGAAAAGACUCGCUGGACACCUAUAGCAAUGCUUGCAGUUAUGAAAGCCGGUGGCUCAAGCGUGGCGUUGGACACCUCCCUCCCUGAGGAGCGUCUGCGCAUCAUCAUGCAGCAGGUCAAGCCAACGAUUAUCCUUACUUCAUCAACCAGCCAGGAUCUCGUGAGUCGCCUCACUACAGGCCUCGUCUUCACAGUUGACGAGGCGAAUGUGGCUCGUCUGGAAACGCGUCCCAAUCCAGCUAUGAUCCUUUCCGAUGUGACGCCUUCCAACACGCUAUAUGUUGUGUUCACCUCUGGCAGUACUGGAACUCCAAAGGGCGUUACUAUUAAUCACUCAAACUUUGCCAGUUCCCUCCGCCAUCAACGCGGCGCACAUAACUUCAAGGCUGGUGCUCGAGUCUAUGACUUUGCAUCGUAUACAUUUGACGUGUCUUGGCAAAACGUGCUUAGUGCUCUCGAAUGCGGUGCAUGCCUUUGUAUCCCAUCAAACUCAGAGCGUCAGAACGAUCUAGCCGGCUCGUUAGAGAGAUUCCAGGUCUCCCACGCGGAAAUGACUCCCUCAGCUGCUCAGCUUCUGCCGGCAAGCGCGAUAAAGCGAUUAGAUACGCUGAUUCUUGGUGGCGAAGUGCUUUCGCCCGAACUGGCCAAGCAUUGGGCCAGUAUGGCAAAUGUCAAGAACUCAUACGGACCCUGCGAGUGCACACCAACAACGACCGUGGCAACUAUUGACCCAGACAAUGUUCAAGUGGCUAGCAUUGGUCGUGGUUUUGGUGUCAAUACGUGGGUCGUGAGCACCACGGGUGAUUCUCUUGCCCCUGUGGGAAGCACUGGUGAGCUGUUCCUCGAAGGCCCGCUAGUUGGUCCUGGCUAUCUCGAUGAUGCCGAGCGUACAGCUGCAUCUUUCAUUGAAAACCCGUCUUGGCUGCUUCGUGGCUCAGCAACCCAUCCCGGACGGAAGGGACGCCUGUACAGGACUGGCGAUCUUGUGCGUUACCAGCCUAACGGCAGCCUAACAUUCAUUGGCCGUAAAGAUAGCCAAAUCAAAAUUAACGGUCAACGUCUAGAGCUGGGUGAUGUCGAAUACUAUAUCAGCUCAAAUAUUACUUAUGGAGGCGACGUUCGAGUGGUUGUGGACGUGGUCAAGCCUCAAGACAGCGAAAGAUGUGCUCUAGUUGCUUUCUUGGGCGUAGAGGAAACAUCUGCAGACUUGGACAAGAUUAUCGCUGGUCUGGCUGACAGACUCGCCGCGCAGGUGCCUGCAUACAUGAUACCCUCUGCAUACAUGCUGCUCGAGAGCAUCCCAAUGACGGCUUCGGGAAAGACGGAUAGACGAAAACUCCGCGCCAUGGCUGAGAAACUGACAAGAGUCGAGCUCAUGGCCCAUGGCCCAACCCAGGCGACAAGACGAGCGCCAACGACGCCAAAGGAGAUUCAGCUUCAAGGACUUUGGUCCACUGUGCUUGGGAUUCCACGGGAGAUAAUUAGCUCCGAAGACAGCUUCUUGCGAAUUGGAGGAGAUUCGAUUGGCGCCAUGAAACUUGCUGGUUUGGCGCGAGAUACUGGCCUUUCCAUGACCGUCACCGACAUCUUCCGCCACCCGUGCCUGAGUGACCUCGCUAAAACUAUUCGCAACUCAUUCGGCAAUGAACAUGAAGCCUUGCUGCCAUUUUCUUUGCUUUCAAGCAAGCGAGACGCGCUAGAGUGGCAAGCCCAGAUUGCCCAGCUCUGCGACGUCAGCGCAUCGCUUGUUGAAGACGCAUUCCCCUGCACACCCUUACAGGAAGGCCUUUUGGCUCUUACCUUGAGACGCUCCGGUGACUAUGUGGCUCAAAAUAUCUUCGAGCUCAAGCCGGAUAUCAGUAUCUCUCGUUUUCAGCGUGCCUGGGAGCACGUCAUUGCAACAACGCCAAUUCUUCGAACACGAAUUGUCGAUCUUCACACUCAAGGUCUAGUUCAAGUUAUUAUCGCAGAAGAACCGAAAAUGUGGCCAGAACCUACCAGCACUAUUCUCUACCAAGAAGCAGAUAGGAAGCUGGGUAUGGGCCUGGGUACACCUCUCAUGCGGUAUGCUAUCACCAAAGACUCUCAUGACCGCCGUUGCUUUAUUUGGACUGUACACCAUGCCUUGUAUGACGGGUGGUCAAUGCCACUGGUCUUUGAGAGACUAGAGAUGGCAUAUAAUGGAACAGUUCUACAACCGCCGCCGCCGUUCCAGGACUUUGUCAAGUUUAUUGGUGGUGUCGAUGACGGCGAUGUUGAAGGGUUUUGGACGUCGCAGUUUGACCAAAUCCAGGCUCAAGCAUUCCCAUCACUGCCUUCGCCAGUAUACCAGCCACGCUCAGACGCUGGUAUUUCGCACCGAAUCAAAGAUCUGGCGUGGCCAAAGACAGAUACAACCGCAUCGACUGCUGUUCGCGCCGCACUAUCAAUCCUUAUUGCGUCGCACUCCGACUCUUCCGAUUCACUCUUCGGUGCGACAGUCACUGGUCGACAGGCUCCAGUACCUGGAAUUGAAAACAUGACGGGCCCGACAAUUGCUACCGUGCCAAUUCGGGUGGCCGUUGACAGAGAAUGCACCGUCAAGCAGCUUUUGCAGCAAGUGCAAGCCCAAGUCAUUGACAUGACGGCAUUCGAACAAACAGGUCUGCAGAGAAUUCGAAGGGUCAACGCAUCUGCCAAGCAAGCUUGCGACUUUCAAACACUACUGCUUAUUCACCCGAUUGAGGAACCCGGCAAAUCCACAAGCUUUCUCUUCGAUGGCGCAGAAGACGAAGAGGACGUGGACGGAGACGAAAUUGUCGAUGAGUCCUUUGCAGGAUUUGACACCCAUGCUAUCACGAUUGAAUGCGACCUUGAGAACAGUGGCGCGCUGCUUCGCUUCAGAUUCGACUCUCAAGUGAUCAAGAAGUCUGAGGUAGAGAAGCUCGCGGCCCGAUUUGACCUGAUUCUGCGCCAACUUUGCGACCCUGAUAUGGCUCAGCUCAAGAUUUCCGAUAUUGACACGGUCAGCCCCCAGGAGCUAAAGGAGAUUUGGGACUGGAAUUCCGUCGUCCCCGAGACUACUAAUUACGCCGUGCAUGACUUAAUUGCCGAGAAUGUCUCUAAGUAUCCUGAUUCUCCGGCAGUCUGCGCGUGGGACGGUAACUGGACAUAUCAUCAACUUGACUCUAUCGCCACACGCAUCGCCCGCCGCCUGGUUAGUCUAGGCAUCGGUCCCGAUGUCAUCGUGCCUCUUUGCUUUGAGAAGUCUCGCUGGAUGCCUGUAGCGAUGCUAGCUGUUAUGAAGGCUGGAGGCGCAUCGGUCGCUUUAGAUACCACAUUGCCUUCGGAGCGACUACGCAGUAUAUUGCAACAAGUCAGCCCGUCCUUGGUUCUGGCGUCUUCUUCGAGCCAAAGGCUCGCGGAGGGCUUGACCGAUCAACCGAUAUUGGUCUUGGGCGAAGGAUCCCAAGAGGAAUUUGACGAACCUGCCCUGCAGACGCUCCCUCAAGUUGAGCCCUGGAACAAACUUUACCUUGUGUUUACAUCAGGUAGCACUGGUGUUCCAAAGGGAGCCAUCGUCACUCAUUCUAACUUGAGUAGUGCUAUCCGCCAGCAACAAGCUAUUACAGGCUUUAGCAAGUCUUCCCGCGUAUUUGACCUUGCCAAGUACGCUUUUGACAUUAGCUGGUCAAAUUUUAUCCAUACCAUGGCUGCUGGGGGCUGCCUUUGUAUACCUUCACAGCAAGAGGCUCUCGACAAUAUUACCGGCUCGAUUCUGGCUUACAAUGCAAACUUCAUAGAUAUUACGCCGUCUGUUGCCAGUACACUACGGCCAUCAGACUUGAGAUGCCUCAAAACCGUUGUUUUUGCUGGCGAGGCACUUACCAACCACCAAGCCUCCCAGUGGUCAAAGCAUGCGCGUGUGCUUAAUAUGUACGGUCCGGCAGAAUGCACAGUAAAGGCCACAUUGGCCGAACUCGACGGGACUUGCUCAUCUUCAGCAGCUAGCAUUGGUCGCGGCGUCGGUUUGUGUACUUGGGUCGUAGAUCUUUCAAAUCACGACAAACUCUCACCGGUUGGGACAGUUGGAGAAUUGGUAUUGGAAGGGCCGCUCGUGGGAUCGGGCUAUCUUGGCGAUGCCGCAAAAACUGCAGACGCCUUUGUCGAAAGCCCAGCUUGGCUACUCCGUGGCGGACCGGGCCACCAAGGUCGCAGAGGACGCGUAUACAAAACUGGUGAUCUCGUCCAGUACAAUGUCGAUGGUAGUUUGACAUUCGUCGGUCGAAAGGACGACCAGGUCAAGAUCAACGGCCAGCGUUUGGAACUUGGCGAUGUGGAACACAAUCUUGCAUCGAGCCUAAACGCCACUUCGAAAAUCCAACUUGCGGCGGAGGUAAUAACGCCUCGAGAUGGCGAAAAUGCGAUGCUAGCUGCUUUUAUACAGUCAUCCGGACAACUUGGAGAUUUCGAGUCGGAGAUGCGCACACUGACAGCGGGCCUCAACGAUCGCCUUGCGUCCAAGGUUCCUGGAUACAUGAUCCCUUCGGCCUACAUCAUGGUAGACAAGCUGCCGCUUUCCGCCACCGGGAAGCUGGACCGCAAGCAGCUCCGCGCUAUGGGGGCGAAACUGACUCUGUUGGAGCUCAUGUCUUCGACCGAGCCACAGCCAGAACGCCGGCCGCCGUCUACCCCUAUGGAGCUGUGCCUGCAGAAGCUUUGGGCUCACGUCCUUGACCUCAAUGCCGAAGAAAUCAGUGCGGAUGAUAGCUUCCUUCAUCUUGGCGGUGACUCGAUUCAGGCCAUGAAACUCGCCCAGCGAGCCCGGAGCCAAGGUUUCCACCUUGCUGUUGCCGACAUUCUCAUGGGCCCUAAACUGUCGCAGAUGGCUUCCCGCCUGGAAUGUUUAGACGGGAAGUCGGUUGCGCAUGCACUCGAGUAUCGCCGAUUUUCGCUAUUGCCGCCAGAGAGCCGACCAGAAAUCGAGCAGAUCUUGGUCGAACACGGCAUCUCGACAGAUAGCGUGCAGGACAUCCUGCCCGUUACCGACCAGCAGGCCCGAUAUCUACUUACAACUUACACAACGGCCCGUAGCGCUGUGUACUACCACACGCUAGAUCAUGACGGCGAUUUCGACCUUGGCCGAAUGCAGCACGCUUGCGCUAGUCUCAUUAGACGUCUUGACAUGAUGAGAACCGUCUUCAUUGCAUACAAGGAUUCAUUCCUGCAAGCCGUGCUAAUGAAUCUGGAUUUAGAUGUUGGUGUGUUUGAAACCGCGACGAGUAGCUUGGAUGGAUACACUUUGGAGUUGAAGAAGCAAGAUUUGCUCUGCGAUCUGCAGUUCGGAAAACCGCUCACGAAGAUUCGCGUCAUUCGUCAGACACGAGAGCAAAAGUAUCGUAUUGUAAUACGCCUAUCCCAUGCACAGUAUGACGGCACGGCGCUCGCCAAGAUGUGGGCUGCCUUUGAAGCCGCAUACAAGUCGGCUCCUCCAGGCGACGCAAAAACAAGUUUUUCGCACUACAUGUACACUCUAUCGCUCGUCAAUAAGGAAAAGGCGACUGAGUACUGGCGGACCAUGCUCCAGGGAAGCACUCGAACAGCCAUCAAACAUCAGACGACUCACCGUCUCGGGUAUGGACUCGGUCCGAACAUUGUCAAGACUCUCCCAGCAUCCAGCCUGCAAUCCGAGGACUUUACCUUUGCUACCGUCCUAAAGGCUGCGUGGUCGUAUGUCCUCGCAAGAUAUUCAGCCACCGAAGACGUUGUAUUCGGCAACCUCGUACACGGUCGCAACCAGCCAGGCACGCAAGACAUCUUCGGCCCCUGUGUAAACAUUGUCCCAGCCCGCGUCGUUUUCCAACAAGAUUGGUCUGCCAGGGACCUAAUUGCUGCAGUCAAUGCCCAGCAAGCGGCAAGCAUACCAUUUGAGACAAUGGGCUCCCGAGACAUCAUUCACAACUGCACAAGCUGGCCGAAAUGGGCUUUUUUCAGCUCCGUCAUUACACACCAGAACUACGAAGACCGCCAGACGGAAGAGUCCUCGGUCGAUUUCGACAGCGCCGACCUGUCGACGGGCGACAUUGACAGUGUCGAGGUAUACAUCACCUCGACGCCGGGCGCAGACGGCACCGAUAUCGACCUUACCUUUACGGACAAUGUCAUCUCCCACAGCCUGGCGCAGCGGCUCGCGUCGGAUCUGGCCGACACCAUCAUCCAGUUCUACAGGGCCAUGGACGCAAAACUCCUGGCGCCGCGCGACAUUCGCAGCCUGCCGGCCUUGCUGCCCCUGCCGGCCGACCCUGACGUCGCCUUGGCUCCGCCGACGGACGAGCAGAUGGCGGCGCUGCGUGGCUGUCCUGCCAAGUUGAGGAAUGCUCUUGGCGCGGCGUGGAAAGAUGUCCUCGGCCUGCGGACCGUGCCUGGCAACGAAUCUACAGAGUCGUUUUUCGAACUAGGUGGCGACGGCAACAAUGCCGGCCAAUUGGCCGCUCACAUGCAACGGCAGGGCUACAGGCUCAGAAUUGAAGAUGUUUUUGAGCACCCUACGUGGUUUGAACUCUUGCUUCAUAUGGUGAGGCAGUAG